Gossypium arboreum is the source of this 3475-nucleotide messenger RNA. Its product is annotated as E3 ubiquitin-protein ligase MBR2. The transcript is spliced from 9 exons. NCBI's taxonomy places the organism in Eukaryota, Viridiplantae, Streptophyta, Magnoliopsida, Malvales, Malvaceae. The record is from RefSeq and is a predicted model, not a curated record. Gene Ontology annotation, molecular function: ubiquitin protein ligase activity. The coding region runs from base 925 to 3243 and encodes 772 amino acids.
AUAUCAAUUUUAAAAAUGAAAAAAUAAAAGAAAAAAAACCAAUGUUGCAGACAGAAUACACCUGUUAUCUUCCUCUGUCUCUCUCAGAUCAUCUCAUCCAUUUUUUCAGUGGUUUUGUUUUGUCCUAUUUUGUUGAUCUCUUCUUUUUCUUUUUCUUAUUUAAAUUAUCAUUAAAAAAACCCUAUCUGAAACUCAGACCAAAAUAACAAGGAGAAGGAGAGAGCAAGAGAAAAAAGGUACAAAAUUCCCAAAAUAAAACUAAAAAGAAAGGGAAAUAAAAGAAGCAAUCCCUGUGACUCCUCUCCUUAAAAUAAUCAAACACCUAAUUUCUUUUUUCCUUUUUUAAUUUUAAUGGUUUUCGUUUCAUCGUCUCAGCUUUCUUUUUCAGAUGCUUAAUUUUGCAUUCUUGGAUUGCUGAUUCUGCAAACUACAUUUUGUUGAUUUUGUAAUUUGAGGCUUGAAACAAGCGACACUCUGAUCUACAAGUUCCCAUAUUUCUUCAUUGUAUUCCUUUUUGAUCUGCUGAUAUUGCCUAACAAGCACAUUAUAUGUGGUGCAUUUUUAUAUUUUGCAUGAGAGACUAUGCCAAUAAGAGAGAGUAGCAGCCACAAGUAUCUUAUGUCCUGAACCAGAGAAUUAUCGCCUUAUGAAUGCCAUACCGAAAGUUUCUGGGGUAAAGACAUAGUGAACCAACUGCUUUCCUUAAACUGUCAACCUGUCAAUUGCUAUCAGACAUACGUAACCUGGGAAAGCUGGAUAACUCAGGAGCUUCAGAACUUAUUCUAUUUUAACUACCAGUCUGAUCCUGUGAUCCCUUUCAUAUUUUGACCUGAGAAAUGCGGAGCUUGAAUGGACAUUUGUUCUGAAAGUUGGAAUAAUAUUUAGUGUCUCAGACAUAUUUCUGGGCGGAAUAUAUCUUCCCUGAUGCAAGGUCAGGGGGGCACCAUUGACUCCUUCCCUGAAACUGUUAACAUUGAUGAGGGCUCUGGUCCCAAUGACACGAGCAUUGGUCAACCAAAUUCUUUUCACAACAUGCUGAAUCCUGUGGAAACUCGGUUAUCCAAUUAUGCAAUGCCUUCUAGUGGGAUGAUGCAUGGAAGCACUGUUACUCCCGAUGUUCAGAGUGUUAGUGGCUGGAGUUCUGGGGAACCGAGCUCUAGAUUGAGAAUACAAAACCAGGUGAUGCACGAUGUUCUAAAUCACCAUCUUAAUGAUGAUGGAACAAAAAUAGAGUGUGGUUGGCCUUCUUAUGGUGCUCAUGUUGGGGCUGCUCCAAGGUCAGAAGAAAGGCGGAUUGAGCCAGCAAAUGUCAUUUUUCCUGGGAGACUGACUAAUGGUCGAAAUGUCAAUCAGGAUCUACGUGGGCCCAUAUUUUUACAAGGUUCAAGCUCUAAUCAUAGCCCACAAAGGCGGAUUGAGCCAGCAAAUGUCAUUUUUCCUGGGAGACUGAUUAAUGGUCGAAGUGUCAAUCAGGAUCUACGUGGGCCCAUAUUUUUACAAGGUUCAAGCUCCAAUCAUAGCCCACACAAUGUGAAUCUAAAUGAAGGGUUUAUUAGCAGUAGUGGUAAUUCAAGGUCGAGUGUGGGAACUGGUAUAGGUCUUAAUCUCCACAACUCAGUUGGACUAGAAAGAGAACAGAUUUCUAAUGCCAGUGUUUCUUCUGAUAAUGUUGGUAGUUCUUCUGGAAGCUCUAAUUAUAUGGGGGAGGAAAAUAAUGAUGGUUCUGGCACUUCUUUGGGCAGUUGGGGUUUAUCCUGCAAAAGGAAGGUUCUUGAAGGUACUUCUGGACAGUCUUAUUCUGCUGGUACUUCAAGCUGUUUUCAACAAAUUGAAAAUGCUGCUUGGCAUGCUGAUCCUUCUCGUAACGAUGCUUCUAGCAGCUUGAGUUUAUCGACACCCUCUUGGAAUCUCCUUAAUGCUAGUCCUCCUGAUCAGCCGAAUACAAGAGUUGGGCUUGGUAUGAGAGGAGUAAUUAGUGAUGCGUUUCCGUCUACCUUAAGAAGAGCAAAUCCAGGAAACCAACAAGGACCUUUACCCCAUAGUUUAUCAUCAACUGGGGUUGCCGGGCAUUCUAGUUUCGGCUCUCCCGGUCACCCUAGAGCUGCCCUGUUUGGUGACUCUCUAGACUUGAGAUCCACAGCUGCAAUAGCUGGAAAUUCUAGUUCUGCGUCGACUCAACCUCAUAUGAGGACCACUUCUGUUGUGCCGAGAAAUGUGAAUCCUUUCCCUUGGAAUGGUACUUCCGGUUUAAGAGCUGCCAACCCAUCGAGUUCUACUAAUUUUGGAGAGAGAGCUGCUGCAUUACGGGAGGAACCAAAUAUAAGAAAUAUCCCUAGAAUCAAUGCAGAACAUCCCAUGUUUGUACCAGCAACUGAGAUGAGAAAUGUAGCACAAGAUCCAACAGGUUGGAAUUUGGCUUCUGGAAAUAUUAGUACUUCUGGAGACUUUUCAUCUACAAAUCGACCUGGGCCUAGUUCAAGCAUCCAUCCUUUGCCAACUCCUGCCUUGAUUCCUCCCCAAAACCCACCAAUGCAUAAUCAACAAAGACUAUCAGAAUUUGCUCCCUGGUCUUUAUUUCCUCCAAUUGAUUCUGAACCUGGUGGUCGUAGUGGCCAUUUUCCACCCUUGUCUUCGGGCCCUUCUUCUUCCUCACAAGAGACAGUGGUGCCAUCUGGAUCGAACAUCCAGGGUAACAAUCAACCAUACCCUAGGUCUGCAUUCAUAUUGGAGAGACAAGAUGAUGAUGUUCUUGGGAUGCCCCAUUCGUUGCGAGCUUUGGCUGCUGACAUCGAAGGGAGACACCGGCUAAUAUCUGAGAUACGCCAAGUCUUGAAUGCCAUGCGUAGGGGGGAGAAUUUACGAAUUGAGGAUUAUAUGGUGUUUGAUCCAUUCAUAUAUCAUGGUAUGGCUGAAACCCAUGACAGACAUAGAGAUAUGCGCCUUGAUGUUGAUAACAUGUCUUAUGAGGAAUUGUUGGCAUUAGAAGAACGCAUUGGAGAUGUGAGCACUGGACUGAAUGAGGAAACCAUUCUGAAGCUGCUGAAACAGCAGAAGUACUCAUCCACCACAACAGAAUCCACACAAGAAUUGGAACCCUGCUGUAUCUGUCAGGAGGAAUAUGCAGAUGGGGAUGAGACUGGGACACUAGAUUGUGGACAUGACUUCCACACAAACUGCAUCAAACAGUGGUUAAUGCUAAAAAACCUGUGUCCCAUUUGUAAAACAACAGGCUUGCUCAAGUGAGAGCAAAGGCUGUUGUGAGAUCCAAUAAUAGGGUUGGGACUUGGGAUUAUAUAUAAUAUAUAUAUAUCUGAUUCAAACUGGCUUUUCUUGCCCUUGAUCUGUAACUUUCAAGGCGACGGAGCCGCUGUUAAGGUUACGAAUUGCAGGAUGAGUUUGUUGAAUAACUUGCAUAAAGCAUCAUGACGAUGAUAAACAUAAUUUGAAAUAAUAUCUAUUUUAUGACAUUAUCAAA